ACGAACUUAAUCCACCACAACAAAGUCCGUCAAAAUGCAGUUCAAGGCCGCCAUCGUCGCUACCCUCAGCGUUGUCGCUGUCAACGCCGUCGAGACUGGGUAUACCUCAGCCUUCCAAGCCUACCAGUCGGCUGUCGGAGUCAUUGACAACCAGCUUCACUCGGCUGAGGCUUCCGUCACCCUGACCGGCACCGCCCUGAACGCCGCGUACUCGAGCCUCCAGUCCAGUGCUACCGCUGCUCAGGCCAGCCUGCUGUCCUCCUUCGAGGCCGCAUGGGGUGUCACCGCUGUCAGCAGUGACGAGACCACAGCCUCCGCCACCAGCGCCGCCACUGGUACCGGAAGUGCAGCCUCCGCCACCGCGACCGGCUCCGCCGCCGGCACAACAAUCACCACGACCACCGCGUCAGGAAACUCCUCAGCGGGCUCCACCUCCUCGUCCGGCAGCUCUGGCUCGGCCGCGUCGGGCACUGCCACCACCACCGAGUCCUCGUCCUCCAGCGGCACCUCGACAGCGUCCAGCAGCAGCAGCUCGAGCUCGAGCUCCUCCGCCGCCGGCGCUGUGAACUUCCCCGUUGCUCUUGCGGG
Molecule: messenger RNA, 588 nt
Organism: Cryphonectria parasitica EP155
Lineage: Eukaryota; Fungi; Ascomycota; Sordariomycetes; Diaporthales; Cryphonectriaceae
Exons: 2
Source: RefSeq, a predicted model, not a curated record